CAGACUCGUGCUGCGCCUCCCUCAGCAGUGGGAUCAGCAGCCGAGCAGCUGCUCAGCCAAUGGAAAAGUAGGAGUGCUGAAUGGAGCGCUCUGAUUGGUGGAGGCGGUGCUGAGCAGACUGGGCAUGAUUAAAGGGUGGGCACCACAUGCACAGCCACAAUAAACUGCUUCAUCUACUGACUGACAUCUAUCCUGACACACAACAUACGGAUUGACGGAUGUCUCCUGUUUCAGACUCCACCAACAGGGUCAUUCCAGGACCUCAGGAGCCGGAGAAGACCUACCAUCCAUCCGACGGCCUGUUCACUGAUGCACACGUGCCAGACUUUGAUGCAUACCUUGCCAUAUACAAAAAGUCUACAGAGGAGCCUGAAGAGUUCUGGGCUGAUGUUGCUCAAGAGUUUUACUGGAAGAAGCCUCCAUCAGGCCAGAUGCUGCAGUAUAACUUUGAUGUCAACAAGGGGAACAUUUACAUCAAGUUCAUGGAGGGAGCAAAAACCAACAUCUGCUACAACGUCCUUGACCGAAAUGUGCAUGAGAGGAACCUGGGAGAGAAAGUGGCUUACUACUGGGAGGGAAACUCACCUAAUCAUCACCAGACCAUCACCUACAACCAGCUGUUGAGAAACGUGUGCCGAUGUGCCAAUGCAUUGAAGCUGUUGGGUGUGAAGAAUGGAGACAGAGUUGCCAUCUACUUACCCAUGAUUCCAGAGCUGGUGUAUACCAUGCUGGCCUGUGCAAGAAUCGGGGCUGUUCACUCGAUAGUGUUUGCAGGUUUCUCGUCUGAGUCUCUGUGCGAGAGGAUCAUGGAUGCUCAGUGCAACAUCCUGGUAACAGCAGAUGGUGUUUACAGAGGUGACAAGCUGAUCAAUCUGAAGAAGAUUGCGUCUGAAGCUCUGGAGCGCUGUAAGGAGAGGUACGUCCCUGUCUGCUGCUCUCCGCUAUCAGAGGAACCUCUGUUUACAUCAACCUCUCACCCAUCCAUUAUACUCCACAACCUAAAAAAAAAAAAAAUUGCAGCUAUUAUUGUUAACAUGUAUGAUCUGUCCAGUUUGCGUGUGUUAGGAACGGUUGGUGAACCCAUAAACCCGGAGGCUUGGCUUUGGUAUUAUGAUGUUGUGGGUCAGCAGCGCUGUCCGGUUAUCGACACCUUCUGGCAAACGGAGACGGGUGGCCAUGUUCUGACUCCACUUCCAGCUGCUACACCACUGAAGCCAGGAUCUGCCACGUGCCCAUUUUUUGGAGUCCAGCCUGCCAUUCUCAAUGAACACGGAGAAGAAUUAGAAGGCGAGGCAGAGGGAUACCUGGUUUUCCGGAAGCCCUGGCCGGGAAUCAUGAGGGGUGUGUACGGGAAUCAGGAGCGAUUCGAGAGCACCUACUUCAGAAAAUUCCCAGGAUUCUAUGUGACAGGAGAUGGCUGCAGGCGGGACAAGGACGGAUAUUACUGGAUCACCGGCCGGAUCGAUGACAUGCUGAAUGUCUCUGGUCAUUUGUUGAGCACAGCAGAAGUGGAGGCGGCUCUGACCGAACACCCGUCGGUGGCUGAAGCUGCGGUGGUCAGUCGGCCUCAUGCAGUGAAGGGAGAGUGUCUGUACUGCUUCGUCACUCUGAAAGACCACAAAGAGUUCAACCGCACGCUGAUGGAAGAACUAAAGAGAAAAGUGAGGGAGAAGAUUGGACCAAUCGCCACCCCAGAUUUCAUCCAGAAUGCUCCAGGGCUUCCCAAAACCCGUUCAGGUAAGAUCAUGCGUCGAGUUCUGCGACAGAUCGCCCGCAAUGAAAAAGACCUGGGUGACCUUUCGACCCUGGCUGACCCCAAGGUCGUGGAGGUGCUGUUCAGCCAAAGAUGCGAGGCUGCAGCGUGAACGCGGCUCUCUUCCAUCUCUUUUGAUGCCUCUGUGACUCUGUGUGCGGUAUAGACUCUGGGUUUGGGUUAGAACGGGCUCUGGUUCUCCUAGAUCAGAUCUGAUGGGGGGGAACUCCUCUCAUGAUUCAGCUAAAACAAACAAAAAUAAAUCACAAAGUAAAGUGUUUCACAAAACCUCACCUCAGGACACUAAACUUCCCACAGUUAUUAUAAAACAGUCAGAUUUUCUUUGAUUUCUUUUGGGGGUUUUUUCUAUUCUGUCAGGUGAUACAUUAUGUAAAUAUUUGUCUUUGUUUGUGAUGUUUUUCAGUGCCAUGAAAAUUUAUUUGCAUUUGCUUUUAAUUGCAUCCAUAAUUGCAGUUUCUCUCACUGAAUUAUUCCAUACCACUAAAACAAUUUUAUAUUAGACAUCAGGAAAAUAAAAUGUCACAUUUCACGAAAAAGAUCAGGAAUUCAGUUUUGAAUCUUGCAGGCUUGACUAUGUUGAAUUUUUUAAAUCUCAUUUUAUUUUUAUUUGCUAUGAAACAAUUGUGAGAGAAAUGUGCACCUUGUCCUGGAUUAAUAAGCUCUUACAAAAACAGUUGCUAAUGUUACUUUGACAGAAAUAUUAGUUUCAAGUAGUUUAACAGUAAUAAUUGCAUUUAUUGUUCUA
Molecule: messenger RNA, 2519 nt
Organism: Sinocyclocheilus rhinocerous
Lineage: Eukaryota; Metazoa; Chordata; Actinopteri; Cypriniformes; Cyprinidae
Product: acetyl-coenzyme A synthetase, cytoplasmic-like
Exons: 14
Coding region: 219-1865 (548 amino acids)
Biological process (GO): acetyl-CoA biosynthetic process
Molecular function (GO): acetyl-CoA synthetase activity
Source: RefSeq, a predicted model, not a curated record